Prorocentrum cordatum is the source of this 1463-nucleotide messenger RNA. The record is from the annotation of a GenBank genome assembly. Lineage: Eukaryota; Dinophyceae; Prorocentrales; Prorocentraceae.
GAGGCCUCGCGCGGCCCGGGCUUUGGCCGUGCGGCGGCCUCGGCGCGCCGGGAGGCCCGCAGAGGGCGCGGGAGGCGGCAGGAGGCCCCGCGGAGGGCUCCAGGACCAGCGCAGCCCUGUGGGCUCAAGCCGUGGUGGCCCGCGUGGCUCGGCUGCGGCUGCUUCCGCAGAAGCCGGUGCUGCUCCACACACACACACACACACACCUGCCGGACAGACGCCUUGUGCUCGCCACAGGCCCCCGUAGAGGUCCAGGCCGACGCAAUGGCGGUGGGUAGGAAGGCACCACGGGCCCUGUGCCCGAUGAUGCUGAUGGUGUUGGCACCCUGGACCCACGCCAUCGUCGUCACACACGACGCCUCGAAGGUUCAAGCCAUCACCAACGUGACUUCCACAUACAGUGGGCCUCACACGGGGCGAUGCCUGGGCGAGCAUACCUCGUGGCCUGUGGGCGGCAAAGGUCAAGCGUUCACUUCAGCGCUCAGGGAAGCAGCAGAAUCAUGGUGCAACUCCCGCAGCGAUUGCCACGGCUUCAUGCACUACGAUAUCUCCGUCAGCUACUCUGUGAGCCCAAGCUACUGCUGCCACUCGGGCGCGUGCAAUGACUGGUGCGGGAGGCCGCAGUUCUGUAUGACAGCCACGGAAGCGAGCCAGGUUACGCCAAAUAAUGGCUGGGUGUCGUACUUGAAGCCAGGCUUGACGGAGGCUCCGACUCCGUCCCCCACGCCGUCCCCCACGCCGUCCCCCACGCCGUCCCCCACGCCGUCCCCCACGCCGUCCCCCACGCCGUCCCCCACGCCGUCCUCCCCGAGCGGCGCGGCGGCUGCUGUUGGUGAUCCCCACCUUCAAAAUAUCUACGGCGAGCGGUAUGACUUGAUGAAGGUCGGCCAGCACGUGUUGAUACAGGUCCCUCGCGGGCAGGGCCCUGAGCACGCGCUGCUUCGCGUGGUGGCCGAGGCGCGCCGGUUGGGCGAACACUGUGCGGAUAUCUACUUCCAGAAGAUAAACAUCACAGGGUCUUGGGCGCUGGCAAGCAGGAGAGGAGGGUACCAGUACGUGUCGGGCACUGUCGCUGACGAGACUCCAGAAUGGCUUACUCUCGGUAAGGUAAUGGUGAAAGUCGUGCAUGGACGCACGCAAAGUGGCACUGACUACUUGAACAUUUACGCCAAACAUCUGGGGCGAGCAGGGCGUCCUGUGGGAGGCCUGCUCGGGGGGGACGACCACAGCGACGAAGCCACGCCUCCGGCGGAAUGUGAGCAUCUUAUUGGUCUUCGUUCCGAGGCCCGUGGCGUGUCUAUCCAGAGUUCGUCCACACCAUCGAUAGGGUUCGCAACGCUCGCUUGAUCAUGGUCCCUGAAAAUGAUACGAAGGUGGCGUAGGAGGUCCGCUACAGGUUUACGCCGGAUCCGCCAGCCUCUUGAAUUAGGUUGUUUGUGGUUCCGUUUUCUGUGGGUUGCUUG